UGUUCCUCGUUCCCUCAGGGGUCUGCGUGGCGUGUCGGAGCAGAGCUGCGGUGGAGGCGGUGAACGAUGCUGAGCUGCUAACUGAUAAACUGAAACAUGUCUGACACAGAUGAAUCCCACGCUUCUGACUCUGAUUGCCCUGAUGCCCAAGAGCUAAUAUGCAGUUGGCAGAAAGAACCACAUAAGGUACAUGCAGGUAGAACAAAUACACAAAUGGAGUGUUCACGUUCAAGGCGGAAGGAUGCUGCUGCUCAGGGGUCUUCAGAUGAGCUUAACAGUGUACAUAAAUCAUCAGCUGCUUCUGCUGUGGUUUUGCUGGACAGCAGUGACUCAGAAAUCAAUCUCUCUGCUGCUAGUGUUAGUGAAUACCAUCCGAAGUGCUCCACUGCACCUUCAAAGCAAAAAAAGAGAUCUCAACCUUCAAGGCAACAAGCAGAAUCUGUUGAAGGAGAGCCUGAUGAUGAAAGUUCAGAUUCUUCUCUGUCUCCUCAAAGUCCAGUGAAAUCAUCGGAAACUUCCAAAAAGCAGAAGUCAAAGCUCAAUGUGAAAGCCAUUCUCGCCUAUCACUUCAGGGGAAAGAAGUUUAAGGCUGCUGCACACCGAAGGUACAGGAUUAGCUCAACGAAGAAGAAGAAGAAGAGGAAGUAUGAGAGCACACGGAUGCGUACCGGGAGGCCACCGCUGACAGCCUCGCCACAAGAACAAAAGAGAAGGCUUCAAGACAGAGGCUUUCAAUUCCCUUUUGUUGAAAAACAUUAUGGGAAGAAACACAUUCCCUUAAAGAUGGUUCUUGGCUAUGAGCAAGCAGCUGCAAAGGGAUAUUUAAAGUACAUUGAAAUGCUUAAAUAUGAAGAACAUCUCAAAAAGGCUUUAAAAGCCCUUCAAGCUAGUGAAGACUUGGAAAGAGAAUGUCUGGCAGUACGGAAACACAAAUACUUAGAUGAUGAAGGCCCCAUUUCCCCUAUCCAGGAGAUGAAUGAUGAUGAUGACAGCUUGAAUUCUGAUAAUCCAGAAGAUCUUGAUGCCAGAGUAGUGGAGAACAGCUCUUUCAUUAUAAGCAGCAAAAUUCCCAGUAAGAAAAAAUCAAAACCAGAAACGAAAUGUGCAAAAUCAACAGUGAAGUGAUUGAAGUAGAGGAGGAGGAAGACUGUGCUGCUGAGAACCCUGGGCUGCUGCAAGGUUCACCUCAGUGAACAGAAAACUAACAAAUGAGGUGGCAGUGGUCACUCUUGAGAUACCUUUUUCUUGGCCUACUUGGUUUAAAACACUGGUCUGAAGUCAAUGUUGAGUUAUCAACCAAGCAAGCUAGUCAGAUCUGGUUUAAGGUGAGUGUAUUGGGCGCUGCGUCCGAGGUGGUUACAGAAGUGUAAUCUGUCUUCUUGCUAAGCUUUUACAGUGUCUUCUGCGCUGUCUUGUAUCAGGCGUGCAAUAUCCUUGAUGGCGCUGGCUGAUAAUCUUGCUGAAAUGCUACCUUCUGCAGCUUGACUUCUCUGAACCAGUGGAUCAUAGAAUUUAUGGAAUUAAAAAUAGGAAAACCAAGUUCCAAAUACUGUACAUAGCAGCACAGUAUAGAAAAGUGUGUGCAUUUGCAUACAUAUACAUGCUUAUGUUACAAAGGGCAAUUUGGACCCCUUUCUCUUUCAUAGCUGACUUUUUGUGAAUGGUACUUGAGGGGUUAUCUUUCUGUCUCUUAAGAAAAUGCAGGUUAUGCUUUGAAGUACUGCAAGAGCUGAGUACGGGUUGAAGACAGAAUUGAAGCUUAAUGCAAAUCUUUUGUGCCAGCAGUAAAAAAUGCAAAAGUGGUUUGUCAACUUAGGCAAAAGACUGUUGCAAAAUACAGUUAAUGUAUUUGAAUGAUGAUAAAAUCAGUUUGUGUGAUUGAGGUUGUCUACUCCAUGUGGAAUAACUGUUCAGAAAAGUAAUUCUCUGCUCCUGAAUCUAAUACAAUAAUCUGAAGUUGUAAGUUAUCUUAAAAAUAAUUGUAGCAGCAUAGAAUCUUAGAUUAAAAGAUUCUCUUACCCCUCUUGCCUUUCUUUGUCCAGAAAGGGGUCUGACAUGAACAUGACUAAGCAGAAGAUGAAAGCUCUUUAUAAUGACAGUACUUAACAAGCGUUGCCCCCGUUGCAAAUACCUUUUCAAGGUGUUUUAGACGUUUGCAAACAUGACUAGUGUUUCAAAAUGGUCUGAAUGUAGCUAACUCCUAGAUAGAUGACAAACCUGUCUUGGUAGCAGUAGAAAUAAAACUGUUUGAAAAAGUUAACCUGUGAAUCAGUGAGAUGUAAAUAACCAAAGGGUGAUCUGCUUC
This is a messenger RNA of Egretta garzetta (little egret), 2305 nucleotides long. RefSeq names its product TATA-box binding protein associated factor, RNA polymerase I subunit D (gene TAF1D). Bases 97 to 1125 code for a protein of 342 amino acids. Gene Ontology annotation, biological process: regulation of DNA-templated transcription. Gene Ontology annotation, cellular component: RNA polymerase transcription factor SL1 complex; nucleus; nucleoplasm. Lineage: Eukaryota; Metazoa; Chordata; Aves; Pelecaniformes; Ardeidae. The transcript is spliced from 6 exons. The record is from RefSeq and is a predicted model, not a curated record.